GAAAGCUGUGAGAAGUAAAAUUAGUAACAGACAAGAUGGCCGAAAUGUUGUCGUAGGAAAGUCUCGCGACGUAAUAGUUUCGCAAAUAUAAACUGAAUAAACUCUGAAAAAAUCUACCUAUAUUGCAUGUUUCAAGUUGACUAUAUCACAGAGAAAUGGAUGCAGUGGGACAAAUUAAUUCAGCAGAGACCGGUAUUGAGAAACAAGGAAGCUGCCUCCUGCUCCGCUAUGCAAGUCAGAAUUCACUAGAUGAGAGUUCACAGAAACAUGUUCCACGACCUAGCAGUAAAGAGAAACCUCCAUAUCGAAAUCACCACCAUACCCACAGGGCAUUUGAUGUAAUGAAUGUCAUGAGGAAGCAGAAUCUCUUAUGUGACGUAACACUAGUUGCUGACAGCAUAGAAGUGCCAGCCCAUAAGAUGGUGUUAGCAGCUUGCAGUCCAUAUUUUUAUGCCAUGUUCACUAGUUUUGAAGAAAGUAAGCAAGAACGUAUCACACUGCAAGGGGUAGAUUCUCAGGCAUUGCAACUCCUAAUAGAAUAUGUCUACUCAUCAGAAGUUCAUGUAACAGAAGAAAAUGUCCAGGUACUGCUUCCAGCAGCAAAUUUAUUACAGCUGACAGACGUGAGGGAUGCAUGUUGUGAUUUCUUACAAGCUCAAUUGCAUCCAACAAACUGUCUUGGAAUCAGAGCCUUUGCUGAUCUUCAUGGUUGUCUGGAACUGUUAAGUCAUGCAGAAACAUACAUUGAACAGCAUUUUCCGGAAGUUGUGGAGUGUGAAGAAUUCCUGACAUUGUCCCACCAACAAGUCUCCAAACUAAUUUGCAGUGACAGGCUUACAGUUCCAUCAGAAGAAAAGGUGUUUGAAUGUGUGAUUGCAUGGGUACACCAUGACUUGGAAAACAGACAGAUGCACUUAGCAGAGUUGAUGGAGCAUGUACGGUUGCCAUUGCUGUCACAGGAGUACCUUGUGCAGAGGGUGGAGGAAGAGCCACUGCUCAAAGCUAAUUUGCAAUGUAAAGAUUACCUUAUUGAAGCUCUGAAAUAUCAUUUACUGAAAGGCGAACAGAAGAUUUUAUUCAAAACACCAAGAACGAAACCUAGACAGCCUGUUGGAUUACCAAAGGUUCUUCUUGUGGUGGGUGGACAGGCCCCUAAAGCAAUUCGUAGUGUUGAAUGUUAUGAUUUCAAAGAAGAAAGAUGGUAUCAAGUAGCAGAGAUGCCCACAAGGCGCUGUAGGGCAGGCUUAUCAAUGAUCGGUGGUUGUGUUUAUGCUGUUGGUGGUUUCAAUGGCUCCUUGAGGGUCAGAACUGUUGAUGUGUAUGAUGCUGCUUUGGAUCAAUGGUCUUCUUGUGCCAGUAUGGAAGCACGGAGAUCAACACUUGGUGUUGCUGUUCUUGGAAACUGCAUUUAUGCAGUGGGUGGAUUUGAUGGAUCAACAGGCCUGAAUUCGGCAGAAAUGUAUGAUCCACGAACUCAUGAAUGGAGGAUGAUAGCUCCCAUGUCUACUAGGAGGAGUAGUGUUGGAGUUGGUGUUGUUAAUGGGUUGCUUUAUGCUGUUGGUGGCUAUGAUGGUGCAUCGAGGCAGUGUUUAAGUUCUGUGGAGUGUUACAAUCCUGAGACAGAUUCAUGGUCUCCUGUUAUAGAAAUGUCUGCACGGCGUAGUGGUGCAGGUGUUGGUGUGUUGGAAGGAAUUUUGUAUGCAGUAGGGGGCCAUGAUGGGCCCUUGGUGCGAAAGAGUGUAGAAUCUUACAAUCCAGAUACUAAAACUUGGACUCCAGUUGCGGAUAUGGCACUGUGCAGGAGGAAUGCAGGUGUUGUUGCCCUCAAUGGAUUGCUGUACGUGGUUGGUGGGGAUGAUGGUACAUCCAACCUAGCAUCUGUUGAAGUUUAUAAUCCUAAAACAGAUUCCUGGUCAAUGCUGCCAUCUUCAAUGGGUAUUGGUCGCAGUUAUGCAGGGGUUGCUAUCAUUGACAAGCCUAUGUGAAGAUCAGCCCAGCCUGGGACAGAGGCAUCCAGAGGAGUGUCCAGUGGAGUGUCUUUACGUUGGCUCCUGCUAAACAAGUUGUUUCCACUUUGGUCUGCAAAUGUUGAGGGAGUGAGAGAGAGACAGAUACUGGAUAUGCUCUUGCGCCGUGGCUAUCUCUUGCCAUCGCACUGGGAGUUGUAAAUAGUUCAGUAGUUACUCAUCAAUUGCUGUCCCAUCUCCCUUUGGGCAUUAAUAUGAAACAAAGACUUUUGGAUUGGGAAUAUGAGUAGUUAGUUUAGAGCGUGUUGACAGUUCCUACAUGAACUAGCAUAACAGUAUAAUUUUAGUUGCUUGAAAGGGUGGGGGGAGGGAACAAAGAAUUUACUUGUAUGUUAUGACCAUAUAGAAGCUAAACAUGAUAGCCAAACUUUCAUAGUUCCAGAGAUCUGUAAAAAAUAGAAGAAUAUGUAUGUGAUGUAAGAGUAUGUAUGGAUUACUUUGCACAGAACCACUCAACUCUACAACUCUCUACAUCAAAUAUUGCCAGUAGAUGAGCUUUAUAAGUAAAGAAUCUCUCUGACAGUGAACCGUAAAUUAGUUACUUGGCAGUUCAACAAAACUAUAUUGUUUUGCAUUCCUUAUAUAGUUAUAAUUUUCUUCUCAAAUUAUUAACAUGUAAGUAACAAAAUGUAAAUGAACGAACAGGAGCAGAUUUAGAAAAUUUCUCUCUUACUAUACUGGGAGUUUCAUAUGAAUUGCAGGUAUAUAAUUUGAAGACUCGUAAAACACAUUGUUCAAAUUUACUGUAUAAGACAAUAAGCAAAAGUAGUUUUAUCGCUUACAUACUUAAAUAGUGAGCUUAAUAUGAUAAUGCAUGUCAUUUACAUGCAUCCACUUGAAAUUGAGUUCUACAUGUCUCAAAAUUUAUUUAUGAAUGCAUUCCUCAUAAACAUAUUUUUUAAAAACACAAUUGAAAAAACGGAAACUUGUAUUUAAAAUACAAUUAACAGUUACAGAUAUAUAUAUAUCUUCAAGGCACAUCUGUAUACUGGGAUUUGUUAUUGACAAAGCUGAAUUCGAAGGGGGUUUUUUUGUAGUGUGUUUUGUCUUUCUUACCUUGUAUUCUAUUACUUUUCCAUUAUUAUUAUUACCUCUAAAUAGUAUUUAGAUAUCAUCUUUGCAUACUCAUAUGAAAAUUAAAAACACUCUUCAGAGAAUUAAUUUUAUAAAUAUAAUUGUCAGAAUGUUUAAUUAGCUGUAUAAUGAAUGCAAAAUAAUAUGUUUGAUGCUUUUAGUAAGUGGGAGAAAUAUGAUGCAAAUUUUUCUUAAAAUGUUUAUACAAAAUGUUUAAUAGUGUUUUUAUCCUGCUUUUUAUACUAUUUGUGGAAGAAAAGAGAACAAGUAAUAAGAACUGUUUUACAAGUUCUGCCAUACUCAAGUUUAAUGCAACUGAAUCUAUUAUCCAUUCUCUGUAUUUAUUGUAAACAAAUAAUUGACAUGCCAUGAAAAGUUGAAAGAUAUUACAAUUUCAGCAUGUGCUGUUGAGUAUUCUCACACAUAAAGGACAGCGCUGCAGUUACAUUUCUGAGGCAAUAUGGAAAAGAGGGUAAGUCAAAUGAGAUGGGUCAUCACAGAAUUGUUCACAUUGAAGGGAUCAGAUGAAAACAAGGUUAUGUCUUUAAGCACAAUACUUUUUAUCAAGUUAUAUACAUUAAUGCCUACACAUCAGACGUUUUUUCUUCUUCUGAAAUGUGAUGUUUACUGAUGUAACCCUCUGUUUCAUAACACCACAGAUUUCUGCUUUGUGAAUCAGAUUAAAUCAGUAGUCUUGAUAAUGAACACUUGUUCCUUAUUCAGAGGUAGAUACAUGUUAUGUUCUGCUGCCUCUACCUGAGCAUUGUAGUUCAAAAGAGUGGUGUAGAGAUACUUGUACUAAAUGACCUUUAACCACAGCUUCAUGUGCGCCAAAAAAUCCACUUGAAAUUCCUCUGUACUACAGAAACUUUAAAUGUAACUAAAUGGUGGGAAAUCUAUGUAAGAAAUUUAAAAUUUAGGAGGCUGAGCUGGAACCUUAAAAAUUGAACCCAAGUGAGGGAAAGUAAAAAAGAAUGAAACCUUACACUGGGCUUCAUAAUAUUUGGAGCUGAACUGCGAUUGUCUCCUAAGAGACUGAGAAGAUAGGUGUUUCUCUCAUUUUUCACAGCAGUGGCAGUAUAUGGUUUUGUUGAACAUUUUGUCACAGAGGAGGAAGCACCUGACAAGUCAGACUUCACAUUUUUCUCUAAUUAAAAACACUGCUAAGUACAUGCUGAAUGCAUGUGAAGAGUGUACAAAUCAUAAUCUCAUAAAUUAUAAAUACUUAGUAAUGGCAGGAAAAUAUUAUACCAUGAGUUGUGGAAUGCUAGAAAACUGUUUAGGAUUUUAGGCCCUCACAGCAGUGGUUAUAAAAAGUUCUGUCUCAUGGGAUAUAAAGCUGUGCAGACUGUUGAAAGUCAGCUGACCUUUCAGGAGAACAUGUUGCCUGUGUCUUCAGGGUCAAAGAGUAAGCCCUGAAAAUGGAGGUGAUAUGUUCCUAUGAAACACUGGUUCACAUUCAGCAGCCUACAUGGUGUUAUAUUUCAGGAGAUAGAACUCUGCUGUAAGACUGUGUAGCCAUGUUAGGAUAUUCCAUUAUUUUGUAAAUCAUAAAUUGCUUACAGAAUAAAGAAAAAAGAGAAAUAUGUGCUAACAAAAAGCGUGUAAAUUAUUUACAUCACUUCUAUUUUUAGAGGGACCUGUAAAAUGAAAUUAGAUAUCUAAAGAAAGCAUAACCUCCAGUAUACAACUAUGGUAGUGCAUACAUUUUUGUGCAUGGAUGUUUAAAUUUUUAUUCUUAAUAAUUUUAAAAUAAUCCAUUAGUGUAUUGCUGUAUUCCAAACAUAUGCUUAAUAUGGGAAAAAUAUUUUAGGUUAAUAUAUACUGAAGAGAGGAGAAAUUUGAUAGCCAUCAAAAUACUUUUCCCAGGAGAGAUGUGUAGCUUCUGACAAAUCCUGUUAGAGAGUGUAACAUAGGUAUGUUGUGUAACCCUUGUAGAUAACUGAAUUCAUUCAGUCAAGGAAUGCACUACAUAGUGCAUUUGAUUCGUUCUCUGAAAGUCUAAAAUGAAAUACUGGAAUGGAGCAAGGCUUGUUUUUAAAUGUGGAGUUACAAAUUCUCUCUUUUAAAGCAGUAAAAUCUUCCUAGGCAGUGGCAUUAUGACAUGUGACAUGUGUCAUUUGGAUUGUUAGACACAUUUGAAGAAGGCUAUUUCUGAUUACUUUUAGGAUCGACCUCAUAGUUGGUCAAGGCACUGUGAUUCAAGCCAGAAGGUUGUGGAUUCCAUUCCCAAUGAGGUCAGUGGAUUUUUCAAUUGACCUAAUCCUUCCAGCCACAU
This is a messenger RNA of Cryptotermes secundus, 5379 nucleotides long. It is a transcript of the gene kel, whose product is annotated as ring canal kelch homolog. Lineage: Eukaryota; Metazoa; Arthropoda; Insecta; Blattodea; Kalotermitidae. Gene Ontology annotation, molecular function: protein binding. Bases 156 to 1985 code for a protein of 609 amino acids. The transcript has 13 exons. The record is from RefSeq and is a predicted model, not a curated record.